AUGAUAGAUCCAGAAUUUGAAACAGUAAAUAUUUUAUUAACACAGAGUCCAUGUGGAAAACUUCACGCUGACAGAAUAACAGACGUUGAAGCACUCACCGGCUAUAGAGUUUGUCCAUAUUGUAAAGAAGAAGUUUAUUCUAUCCGUGAUGAUCCAGAAAGGAAAAACCAAAGAAGAUUUUUAAAGCAUUGUGAGAAAUGUAAAGAAAAUAAUGGAAGAUUAAUUCAAGACGUUCAGUUGCAAAAGACACAGCAACCAUAUGCACCACAUAUUACGAAACAGAAGAUAUAUCAGUGGUUAUUAGCUCAUAAUUUGCAGGAAUAUUAUCAACCGACAAGAUAUUAUAUUACUUUUGACUUCGAAACAUUAGAGACUAAAGAAGAAUUACAACUUUCUGAGUGUGCAACUUUGAACGCUUACUUAAAACCAUUCAUGGUAUCAUCAACGGUUAAAUUAAACGAUAAAACAUAUACGAGGAAUUUUUGCUUAACUUCGAGUGAUUCUUUUAUUUCUGAUUGGAUUGAGUUUUUAUUUUCAACCUGUUCAUUAGUUGCUAAAUCAAAUAUUGAACAAUAUGAAGAAUUAAUGAAGUCGCAAACGGACUCUUUGAGUCCUGAAGGUCUUUCAGACCAAACGGCGGGGACUUUGUCCCAUACAUUAAAUGAAAAACAGAAGGAAGCAUUUAAAGAACUUCUAGAUGAGGAAUUCAAUAAAGUGAAUAUCAUAGGUUUUAAUUCGGGAAAGUUUGAUUUAAAUUUAAUUCUUCGUGAUUUAAACACUGCAAAAUGGAAAAUAAAAUCAAUGCUGGGUUCUUCUUCUCAAUUUAAGCAAAUCAUUGUAAAGAAAACAAACACUCCAUAUGAAUUGAGAUUUAUUGACAUCAGAAAUUAUAUAGCGGGUGGGACAUUAGACCAAUUCACUCAAGAUUUCGGAAACAAUAAAACACGUGUUAAAUCCUUUUUCCCUUAUCAAUUCAUCACGUGGGAAAAUUACGAAGAAGAAUUAUAUAAAGAGGAACCAUUCACGAAAGAUUCAUUUUAUUCAGCAUUAACUCAAGAAACUAUAUCAGAUAGUGAUUAUCAAAUAUAUCUCAAUGAUGCUAAAAACUUUAAGAAUAGAUUAGAAUAUUUUAUUCAUUAUUGCAAUAAAGAU
Trichomonas vaginalis G3 is the source of this 1152-nucleotide messenger RNA. RefSeq names its product DNA/RNA polymerase superfamily. Lineage: Eukaryota; Parabasalia; Trichomonadida; Trichomonadidae. The transcript has a single exon. The annotation marks the transcript as partial. The record is from RefSeq and is a predicted model, not a curated record.